Ceraceosorus guamensis is the source of this 912-nucleotide messenger RNA. RefSeq lists its product as hypothetical. The coding region runs from base 1 to 912 and encodes 303 amino acids. The record is from RefSeq and is a predicted model, not a curated record. The transcript has 2 exons. Lineage: Eukaryota; Fungi; Basidiomycota; Exobasidiomycetes; Ceraceosorales; Ceraceosoraceae.
AUGCUCGGAUCGAGCGCACAUUUGCUCGACUGGGGCGAAAAUGUUCAGACGGAUGUUGAAGCUGCAAACGAGCGCAAGCCGCCAGAUGGCGAGCACACGACCCAUGGAGCUCACCUUUACAACAUCUGGCACAAGCUGCUCAGACCCGGUGGCUCGCUUCUGAUCAUGGGUGUCAAAGCCGUACCUGGCUCGCUGCAAGGCCCAUCAUCAAUACCUGCACACUCCAACGAGCAUGUUGCGGGCAUUAGGAGCGUUCCUAGCACCCCUCUGAUGAGUCCCCAAGGCGCCACGCGCUCGACCCAACCACUACGAGAAGCGCUGGAUGGUUUGCCUCUUCACCCUUCGCUCUCGCCAUUCUUUGGCUCGAGAACGCUUUGGGGCGCUAGGUCCAUGUAUGCCCAAUUGCCCCUGCCAUGGGACGAAAGUGUUCGUGCUUCAGGUUGGAGUAGCGAGUCACUCAGGAGGUGGGUGCUCGAUCCCGCUAGAGUCGAGAACAACCCCUCGCUGGAAGCGAAUGCGAACUCGUGCUCCUUACCAACGGCAAACAAAGUCGAGAGUGCGGAUCGAUUGGAUGCCUGGCCAUCUUGGGCCUCGACGCCUGAGCCUACAUCCCCGCAACUUAGGGAGCAAGCGGAGAAGUGGAUCACCCCGCGAGCUUUGGCUGCUUGGUUUCGCAACACAGCUCCAUACGCAGCCUACUUGCGCUCCUUGUCCGUGCACCCUACGCCAUUUGUACCACAACCUCCCAGCACAACGAUCGCCAAGGAGGGUCGCGACAAGGCACAAAGCUUCGAAGACGGAGAUGUGGUGGGCCUUGCGUUCAAGGCGGCUUGCGAAGUGGGCGGUAUCAGCAUGGAUGAGCGCAUCCCUUUAGUCUUCCCUUCGGUGCUGCUUGCAAUGCAGCGAGAUUGA